AACGUGAGGGGCUGGCAGGCCGCUAGUCCCGCUGGGCUCCAGGGGCGUGCGGGUUGGCCGGUGCGGGGCUGAGAGUGGGAGUGAACUGUGGCUUGCCUGUCAUUGGUUACCUGGGUCCCAGCCCUCCAGCUGCAGGAUCUGUCACCGCAGCCCUCUCCCCUCCGCGGCUCCCCACAUUCCUUCAAUCAAUACCCGCACGUCGCAAGGCUCCAAUCAUUGCACUUCGUCACGCGCGUGGAGUGUGCAGCCGAGACGUCAUCCCCGAAGGUGGAUCGGGCCGUCCGCAGCCACUAUCCUAUAAAACUCGCUAAAAGGGACGGGGGCAGAGGAACUGGGCUGCAGACUUGCCCUGGCGCUGCGGAUCAUUGGCUUUAUGAGCGCCGCCGAAGUGUUGCGGAGCCCCUAGUCCCCUGCCCCGCUCGCCAGCGGCAGCGGCGCUUUGCCGGGUGACAAGCGACACGUCCGGCGGGAGCCGAAGAUGUUGCUGGCGGGGAUGAGCGUGUGGUCCUGGCUGGAAGCCGCGCUCACUGCUCUCCUGGCCCUGGGGCUGCUCCUCGCCGCCUCCCGGCACUUGUGGACUCUCAGGUGGACUCUGAGCAGGGACCGGGGCAGCUCCCUGCCGCUCCCCAAAGGCUCCAUGGGGUGGCCGUUCUUCGGGGAGACCCUGCACUGGCUGGUCCAGGGCUCCAGCUUCCACAGCGCCCGCCGGGAGAAGUACGGCAACGUGUUCAAGACCCACCUGCUGGGCAAGCCCGUGAUCCGCGUGACCGGGGCCGAGAACAUCCGCAAGAUCCUGCUGGGGGAGCACAGCCUGGUCAGCACCCAGUGGCCGCAGAGCACCCAGAUCAUCCUGGGCGCCAACACGCUGCUGAACGCCAGCGGCGAGCUACACCGCCACCGGAGGAAGAUCCUGGCGAGAGUCUUCAGCCGCGCCGCCCUGGAGAGCUACCUCCCUGGGAUCCAGAAGGUCGUGAGCAGGGAGCUGCGGGGCUGGUGCCGCGAGCCUGGCUCCAUCGCGGUCUAUUCCUCCGCUAAAACCUUGACUUUCCGCGUUGCAGCUCGGGUUCUGCUGGGCCUCAGCCUGGAGGAAAAGCAGUUCAAGGACCUGGCCAAAACCUUUGAGCAGCUGGUGGAGAACCUGUUCUCCUUGCCCCUCAACAUACCGUUCAGUGGGCUGCGCAAGGGGAUCAAAGCCAGGGAUAUGUUACAUGAGUACAUGGAGAAAGCCAUAAUGGAAAAACUGCAAAGAAGGAACUCAGAAGAUCACAGUGAUGCUCUGGAUUUCUUAUUAAACAGUGCCAAGGACCAUGGCAAAGAAUUCACCAUGCAGGAGCUGAAGGAGUCAGCGAUUGAGCUGAUAUUCGCUGCUUUCUUCACCACUGCUAGUGCCAGCACUUCUCUAAUCCUUCUGCUACUGAAACACCCCUCGGCGACAGAAAAAAUCAGACAGGAACUGGUAUCCCAUGAUUUGAAUAGGCAGUGCCAUUGCCUUUCGCCUCGAGUCUCCCAAAAGAAGCACCCAUAUAGUGAACCUUGGGAAGAUGCACCGAAAGACAGUGACUCCCAACAGCUACUCCUCUCCUGGCCAGAAGGGACGCCGAAGAAUCAAAGUCAGAAACUUGAUUUAAAAGCAGAAGGAGAGGUUGAAGGUCGUUUUAUCCGACAGACUCCUUUCCAGAAGGAGCCCACGUUAAACAGAAUGACACAAGACACAAUUAGUUUGAAUACAAAUUCUCACCAUUCAAACCACAGGCAAAAGGAAGCCAGCCAGCCUCCCAGCAGGCUGUCGGUGCCCACAGGGCCAAUGACACCUGGGGCAGAAUGUGAUUGUCAACCGGAGAUAAACUUGGAAAAACUGAGCCGCCUGCGCUACUUGGACUGCGUGGUCAAGGAGGUCCUUCGUGUGCUGCCACCCGUUUCUGGAGGCUAUAGGACUGCCCUGCAGACCUUUGAGCUGGAUGGCUGCCAGAUCCCCAAGGGCUGGAGCGUGAUGUACAGCAUCCGAGACACGCACGAGACCGCGGCCGUGUACCAGAGCCCGCCCGAGAGCUUCGCCCCGGACAGGUUCGACUCGGCCCGGCAGGAGGACGGCCAGGGGGCAGGACGCUUCCACUACAUCCCCUUCGGCGGGGGGGUGCGGAGCUGCAUCGGCAAGGAGCUGGCCAGGGCCAUCCUCAAGCUGCUGGCCAUCGAGCUGGUCCGCACGGCCCGCUGGGAGCUGGCCACCCCCAGCUUCCCCGAGAUGCAAACUGUGCCCAUCGUGCACCCCGUGGACGGGCUGCAGCUCUUCUUCCACCCCUUGCAGCCCGGCGGCGCCAGCCCCAGCCGCCAGGGGUCCCGGGAAGCGUGAGCGUGCGAAGCCGCCUCUCUGCUGCCGCGGCCCCUCGCUCCGGGGCGGGCAGGGCGAGGAGCGGGAGCUUCAGAGGGGCCGGGCGUGGGAGACGCCCCAGGAUUUGUUUCCACGGGCCUCCGGUUCCGUUUCCUUGCCGCAGCCCCCUGCUACGGGGGCUGGGAUCCGGCUGCUGAGAAGGCCCUGCCGCCGGGCCCAGCCAUUCUCUCCUCCUCGGCUCCCUGCUGCUGCCCAAGGCAAAAAGGGGUUCGGGAUGCAGCUACCGCCCGGGCUGCGCCUUCCAGUGCAGAGAACCCCUGUUGUCCGCUGGCACAUUAGAAAGGUUUUGCUUUGUCCCACGCGCCCUGCACUCUUGGAGGGGGCAGCCGGGCGCGGAUGCACAGACUCUGAGGGGCAAUGAAAAGAAAAAAAGAGUCCAAAUUCCUUAAACUGGAAAGGGUUGGCUGGCCUAGAGGUGAUGGCUGGGGAAAGAAACCAGCCGGUUCUAGAUUUUAAAACAGAAUCCCUAGGGAUUUAGAUUCACGUGCUGCGUCUCACCUGACUCCUGAAAGUUCAGGGGAAAGCCCUAUCUUCUGAGCAUCCUUCUGAACCACACUAGUGCCCUGGGCAGCCCCCUGCUCUCUUCCUUCUGACCGCAUAGAGAGUAUACAGAAAACGGGAGAGAAAAAUAGCUGUCUGUAGCAAAUGUUCAUUACAGCCGCUAACUACAGGUGGCCUGGGAUUUCCUGUUCCACAUGUAGAGGAAUUUAAUUAUGCCAUAUGGGAUAUUUGUAAGGGAGGUUGGAGUGUAUCACACUGGGAAAUAGGUUUUAGAAAUUCCCAUGGUCAGUGAAGAAGAGAAACAUAUAAGGGGUCGCUGCAAUCUGACAGGUCCAAACCUGUCAGAAACAUCCCAAUUCUGUAACUUCCUAAAAACUCUUUAGCUUUCCAUAGAGUAACCUAAAGUGAAUGUAUU
Pelodiscus sinensis (Chinese soft-shelled turtle) is the source of this 3305-nucleotide messenger RNA. RefSeq names its product cytochrome P450 family 26 subfamily C member 1 (gene CYP26C1). The record is from RefSeq and is a predicted model, not a curated record. Gene Ontology annotation, molecular function: monooxygenase activity; heme binding; iron ion binding. Lineage: Eukaryota; Metazoa; Chordata; Testudines; Trionychidae. Gene Ontology annotation, biological process: sterol metabolic process.